AAGUGUCACAAUGACAAGAAUUUUCUUAGAAUUCCGUCACUAGGAGCGACUCUUAGCAGCAGGAAGCUUUGUGAAUACGACCCCUGGUCUUUGCUCAGUGUGUGCUGAAACUUUGUUCCUGUCAAAAAAAAAAAAAAAAAAAAAAUCCCCUAAAAUAAAAACAACUUCGUCAUUCUUACAACAUUUUGCUGCCAAAAGCAGAAGUGCAGGUCUUGUAACCAUUUCACUGUCUCAAGCUGCACUCACAAAAGCGUGCAUUUAGACCACAGCGGUGGUUUGAGUUUCAUGAUUCUGUUUCUGAGAUGAGGUGAAAACUGUCUGUGACAAACCUGAUAAGAUGACGGGGGAAGAACUGCAUUAUGCGACGGUGACUUUCAAGACUAACAGUAGGCCUAUGUCUAAACACGAGAAACCAAGCGACCUGGAAAUAAUCUAUGACAAGGUGACAGAAUGGGAGGAGCAAACAUCCAAUACAAAUCUUGCCAUACCAGAAAAUGAAAAGAAAGCUCCACCAUGUACUCGGCUUCAUCUGCUGGCAGCAUGUUUGGGGAUUAUUUUUGCCAUCUUGGUGUCCAUUGUUGUCAGUAUCCACUUCAACAAAGUCAUGUCAGAGCAGCACCGAGAAUACGUCAACCUAACAGCACAGAAUCUGCAGCUGAGGACAGAAAACAGCGACUUAGAGAGACGGAUGAAAGAUCUGAUCAGAGAGAGAGACGGACUCAACUGGACCGUCUCAGUCAUCCUGGAAUAUGAGAGCUUCCCAGUGAACUUACACUGUCCACAGAGAGUGUGUCAACCCUGUCUGGACGGCUGGGUGCUGUUUCAGUCAAACUGUUACCUGUUUUCAACCUCUGAUUAUUCCUCCCAUUGGAAGACUUGGCAGGGAAGCCAAGACCAGUGCAGACAAACAAAUGCAGAUCUGGUGGUGAUUGAAAGCCAGGGAGAGCAGGAAUUCAUCAAUAACCACACAAAAUACUACCAUGAUGACAACCACGGCUACUGGAUCGGUUUGCGCAAGAUGGACACGUGGAUGUGGGUAGAUGGAACCAACUUCACUGUGAUGUACUGGAAAACACAACAAGCUGGGAAGUGGGCAUCUUGUGCUCUCACUCUGCCACAAACAGAUCCUCUGGCCAACUGGGUCAAAAUGGGCUGUAACAUGUAUAACCGCUUUAUCUGUGAAACAAGAGCUCUGAUCAAACCAGAUUAGGAAUCAGAUGCAUUAUGAAAAUAGGUUACAGAACAUUUAAGAAAUAUAUCUAUCUAUGGAAGUUGUUUUUUGUUUGUCAAAACUGAUAAAUGUUGCCUUUACUGUUUUUUUAAAACAGAUAAGUAAGCUUAAGCACUUUUUUGUUCUUUUCUAAUUUAUUCACCACAGUUCUGCAGAGUGUACCUUUGAGUAAUACUGUAUGUGGCAUAUAUGGCCUGAAUAUAUGUAUGUAUAUAUUAAAACCGUGACACACAAAUCACCAAACACCACCAGUCAAAGCUAGCCCAUUGGUUAGCUUCUGCUGCCCCAGUCUGUGCGCUGUGUCCUGCACCAUUACAACUUGUCACCCUGCUGUCACCCCCUGUUGGCUGUUUUUUUUUGGUCGAUUCAGCAUGUUGAAACGGCAGCCAAGCCUGUCAGUGAGAGGGAUACUCUGAUUGGCUGUUCAGCUCAGCAUAUGAUAAAAGAAAUGGAAGUGAGGAAUGUAAACAAUCAGCUAAAAUCAAGAGGGAGUGAGGUCAAAACAAACUUGUUACAUAAGGUCAGAUUAUUUUUCUUUAGCUACAAGCAGAAAUAUUUUGUGGUGGUUUGUGUUAUUUUGCAGUGGCGCACAAUAAAUACGCUUUGUUCUGUCA
This is a messenger RNA of Epinephelus lanceolatus (giant grouper), 1845 nucleotides long. RefSeq names its product asialoglycoprotein receptor 2-like. The record is from RefSeq and is a predicted model, not a curated record. NCBI's taxonomy places the organism in Eukaryota, Metazoa, Chordata, Actinopteri, Perciformes, Serranidae.